Molecule: messenger RNA, 1441 nt
Organism: Scylla paramamosain (green mud crab)
Lineage: Eukaryota; Metazoa; Arthropoda; Malacostraca; Decapoda; Portunidae
Exons: 6
Coding region: 209-760 (183 amino acids)
Source: RefSeq, a predicted model, not a curated record
GUGCAAGUAUGAAUGGGAGGGGCUGUGGAAAGCCAAUCCACUAAUGGUGGCUUCAAUCUGUGUAAGAGAACAAUGCCUUUCCCAACGAUCAAUGGAGUCCUUUCUUGAAUGCCUCUAUGGAGGUGGGGCUCAUGACACUCUGGCAAGGCAUUACAGUGGUCAAUACAUCUGACACUGAAGAACCUGUAUCUACAUUCUGUGAGGGUGCAUGAUGUCUACAUCACAGGUGUCAGCAGUGGAUAGAGAAAAUUCUGCAGCUCAUUUGGGAACCCAUGAAAAACAUCACCUUCUUGGACCUCAGAAAAAAUUGGGAGAGCAUCAAGCCAGAGGCACACCAGUUCCAAAACAUUUUGAAGGAAGCUCCACAAGUCUUCAGAAGAGUCACCGGUCCUUUGGAGAAAUAAGCAACACUCUUGACCGGGGGAGUGAGGGCAGCCGCAGUGAUGUCUAUAAGAAAAUGCCAUACCAGCCUUCAGCAUUGUCACCAUCUUCUGAAGAACCAGAGCUUGUCCAAACCUUGCCAAGAAGAAGAGAAGAUCAUUCAGACAUCUUUCCACCUUCACUCUUAAUGUCCCAUGAUCAGCUGGCAAACUUCACCUACUUUUGGAAAUCAUGCCAGAAGCCAGAUCUGCACAGUUCACAGAUCUCCUCCUCUCCACCUCGAGACCUGACAAUAUUGCCCAUUAUUCAUGAUGCUGAGAAGGUGAUUCUUGAGCCUGUGCCAGAGGAUUUGUUUCAUCUGCCUCCUCCAUGGGAAUAAUUCGAUUGUGUUCAAUAUUUUAGACUUAAUCAGCAAUCAGAAAUUGGUGCAGAAAACUACCAAAUAUUCUUGGUACUGAGAUUAUUUUUUUACUGCUAAUACUCUGUGAAAAAAUCUUACAAUGUAACCUCUCAGGUGUUCACAAUAUUGAUAAAAAGUUAAUACAGGUCUGUAGUUCAUAUAAAGCAUUGAAACUUCCUUGCAGAGUAGAUAAAUCUUUUGUUUCAUAUUAGAACCUUUUUCUUAGAGGAUUACAAGUAUAUGAAUCCAACAAUACUGUGCUUCAACCAUCCUGUCAUUUUUAUUGGCAGUAGAAGCUGGAAGAAUUCAUUACUGAUUAUCAAGAUCAGAAACUGAAAUUUUCCUUUUCCAUAAAGCUUAAUGCAGGCCAAAGAUUUUUGAUAAGUUAAAUUGUCUAAUGUGCCUAAGUGUUCAAGGGACCAAACUCCUCAGACGAUUCACUAUGUUAGGUUGAGACACUUUCACUGUUGAAUUAGUGCUGUUAAGUUGCAUUGCAUUUAAGAUGAAAUGCAGUGCACUAUAUUUCGGAUCAUUACAUUUAUUUUGCUAUGAAACAUGAAGAUAUUUUCAAAUAUAUGUAUUAGGUGUGUGUGUGUGUGUGUGUGAAUAUUCAUAUGACCAUGUUUAAGUUUUCUGUCAUAAUAAAGAAAUCAUAAUUCC